Molecule: messenger RNA, 1107 nt
Organism: Soboliphyme baturini
Lineage: Eukaryota; Metazoa; Nematoda; Enoplea; Dioctophymatida; Soboliphymatidae
Source: the annotation of a GenBank genome assembly
AUGGCUGACGACAGUGCAAACAAGAUCGACACCGUCGAUUGCGGUUUGGACAUCACUCCAGACAAGGAUGGAGGGGUAAUCAAAAUGAUCAUUAAGCCGGGUGUCGGCGAGGCUCAUCCAGCGACCGGCAACGCCGUUUAUGUGCACUACGUCGGGACACUAUUGGACGGUUCUCAGUUCGAUUCAAGCCGAGAGCGCAACCAGCAGUUUUCUUUUGUUGUUGGAAAAGGUGAAGUUAUUAAAGCAUGGGACCUAGCUUUACCAACGAUGAAGAAAGGUGAAGUCUGCAAGAUCACCUGUCAACCGAAGUACGCAUACGGCGAAGCCGGAUCCCCGCCGAAAAUACCCGCAAAUGCUGUCCUCGUGUUUGAAAUUGAGCUAUUUCAUUGGGAAGGUGAAGACAUAAGUCCGGAUAAAGACAAGACCAUUUUGCGCACGCUUCUGGUAGAAGGCAAGAAAUGGGAUAGUCCGAACGACGAGUCGCAGCUAAAUACUCACAUCGUUGGGUUUCAUGAGGGCCGAACUUUUGUCGACCGCGAUUUCGAUUUCAUCCUUGGCGAAUGUACAGAAGCUGGCCUUCCAGAGGGUAUCGAUGCUGCAUUGAAGAAGUUCAAUAGAAACGAAAAAUCGUAUGUGCAGCUGAAGUCGAAAUGGUGCUAUGGGCCAGAAGGCAACAAGGAGUUCGGAAUUCCUCCGAAUUCCGAGCUGGAUUUCGAAAUUGAACUUAAGGAUUUUGUCAAGAACAAGGAAUCGUGGAAUAUGAGUGAGAAGGAAAAAAUCGAGGAAUCACGAAGAUUGAAGGAGCGAGGCACCUCCUUUUUCAAGGCUCAAAAGAUGAAGUUGGCCCUCGAUAAGUACAAGCGAAUCGUGGAUCUCCUGCAACACAUGCGGGAGCUGAAGAAUGAUGAAGAAAAAGAGGUUGCAAAUUUGCUGAAGGCAGCUCGUCUCAACAUGAGUCUGAUAUUCCUGAAGAUCGGAAACACCACGGGAGCAAUUAAAGAAUGUGACGAAGUUUUGUCGACGGAUGCGCAAAACGUCAAGGCGUUGUACCGAAGAGCUCAGGUAUUCGUCUUAGUCUCUGUUCUUGUGCUUACGUGUGUCAUUUAA